Messenger RNA from Prunus dulcis (almond), 3500 nucleotides. Its product is annotated as myosin-binding protein 3. The coding region runs from base 117 to 3041 and encodes 974 amino acids. The record is from RefSeq and is a predicted model, not a curated record. Lineage: Eukaryota; Viridiplantae; Streptophyta; Magnoliopsida; Rosales; Rosaceae. Gene Ontology annotation, molecular function: myosin binding. The transcript has 4 exons.
AACAAACUGGGAAGCAUCUCUGCUUCUCUUGCAACAGCUAAGUCUUGUUCUGUCUAAACUUGAAAAGCAUUCCUCUCUCUCUCUCUCUCUCUCUCUCUCUCUCUCUCUCUACAUCCAUGGCUCCCAACAAGUUUGCAACCAGGUUGCAUAGAAGCGUCCCCAAGUUCAUUGUAAUUCUAGUGUAUGCUGUCCUUGAAUGGACUUUGAUAAUGCUCCUCCUCCUCAACUCUUUGUUCAGUUACUUGAUCACAAAAUUUUCCAAGUACUUUGGCCUCAAACCACCUUGCCCAUUGUGUACUUGUAGAGUUGAGCACAUCUUGGAACGAGGCAAGAGCUCAAAGUCUUACACAGAUGAUGUAUGUGAGAUGCAUGCCACUGAGAUAUCAUACAUGUGCUACUGUUUGAAUCAUAAAAAACUGGCCAAAUCACAUAAUAUGUGUGGCAACUGCUUGGCUUCUCAACCAAAUUUUAGAGGAAAUUCUACUGGAAUGCCAACAAGUAUGGCUUUCGUUUCGUGGUUGAGUGAGAACAAGCUUGAAAAAGAAGAGAAAUUACCUUGUGUAUGUUCUUGCUGCAGUGAGAGCUUGAACAGCAAGCUCUACUCUCCUUCUUCGCCGUUUGAGCCGUCUUGGGGUUCCUUGGAGUAUGCCAAGAAAGGAAAUUCAACUAUAGAAUACCAAGGCACAACCAAACCUGAUAGCCUGUCAACCCACAGUGACAAUGGCUAUGAGAUGGAAACAACUAAUGAAGAACAUGAGGAUGAUAGAGUGGCAGAUGAACAUCAAUUCUCAUCUGAUGUUUGUAGUUCUAGCUUCAGAGGCAAUGCAGAGGAAGAUUGUCCAAGGUCUGGAUCGACAUUUCUAUGUCAUGAAACGGACGCGAAUGCAGAUAGCAAAGCAGGUUCUCGUGACAUUAUACGGUCAGAUUCUAACAGCAUGAAGCUUGUCCAUCAAUCCUCUGAUGCUAGUGCUACUACCAUCCAGUGUUGCUUUGGAGAAGAUUACUCUCUUGAAAUUAUCCCCCUGCCUUCCGAAAAUGGUAUGGUCUGUGCUCUCAAUCAUCGGUUGAUUCCCAUUGAGUUGAUUGAUUUUUCAACAAGAAUAGACCAAGGAAUCCUCAAUGCAAAAGAGGAACAUGUGAGAGAGCAUGAUCAUCAAGAAGGAAGUUUUGAUUCUGAGCCAAGUAUUGGAUCGCGACAUCAACUCUCGGGACAAGCAGCUUUGUUCAUGAUAAACAAGAGUUCACAGAAGACGAGUAAUGGGGAUCUUGAAAGCCUGGAGAAGGCGAGGGGUUUUAGUGAUAAUUCUUCUGUUGUAGAUGCAGAAGAGGGAAAACAAGAUUUGGUUUGCAUGCCAUCUGAUCAAGUUGUCACUGCUCCAGGACGUCAAAAAUUAUUUGUUCGCAUUGAAGAGCCGGAUAAGAAGGAACCAAAUGAUCCACCAGCAUCUGAAGAAGAAAGUACUUCUGUUGAUCACAUUCUAUCAAGAAGUUUGGCACAUAUGGAAGUGUCUGACCAUGCAACUGAUCAGCCUCAAGCUCGAGAAGGUUCUUCAUCGCCAUGCUUCGAAAUUCCCAAUGUACCUGACACAUUCAUGGCUCAGAAUGAUAAUGUUUUGACAGGUAUAUGGCAUGAAGAAAGAGCUACAUUGCAAGGGGAAACAAGCAUGCUUGAAAAGGCUCAAGAAGAAAUAAAUCAUUCAUGCAUGUGUUCAGAGCCUAAUGAACCAGAGGAAGAGAAUUUUCCUGCCACACCAACUUCUGUAAACAGUCUUGGUUACUUGCACAAGAAACUGGAUGAAAAAAAGGAAUCAGCGGUAGAAGAGUAUUUAGAUGGAAGUGUGGUAAGUGAGAUGGAAGUUGGGGAUCCUGUUGCAACCAUUGGACGGCUCAAAGCAGUGCUGACAGCUGAACGUAAAGCUUUAAGUUCUUUAUAUGCAGAACUAGAGGAAGAGAGGAGUGCGUCUGCAAUUGCUGCCAACCAGACUAUGGCUAUGAUAACAAGGCUUCAAGAAGAGAAGGCAGCAAUGCAAAUGGAGGCAUUGCAAUACCAGAGGAUGAUGGAAGAACAAUCUGAGUAUGAUCAGGAUGCCUUACAACUUUUGAAUGAGUUGAUGAACAAAAAGGAGAAGGAAAAGCAAGAACUAGAGAAAGAAGUGGAAGUUUAUCAAAAGAAAGUCCUAGAUUAUGAGGAAAAAGAGAAGAUGAGGACUGUGAGCAGAAUUAAAUAUGGAAGUGUAAGAAGUAGAAACUCUUCUGCUUCUUGCAGCCAUUCAUGGGAUAGUGAUGCGCUAUCGAUUGAUCUUAAUUCUCAAGCAAGGGAUGAAGAUAGUGGCUUCGGUGGCCAACAAGAAAGCAGUAACCACAAUACUACAGAUGAAGCGGCUCUAAGUUUGGAAGAAAUAGCUUUGGAUUGUGUUAAAAAUAUGAGUGUUCUUGAUGAAUCACUAGCUGGCUUCGAGGAAGAGAGGCUGUCCAUUCUUGAUCAGCUCAAAGCAUUGGAGGAGAAGCUAAUCACAUUGGGUGAAAAUGAGGAAUUCUCCGAGGAUGUUAAAUCAAUUGAGCAUUCCUCAACGUGUAGUGUUAAAGACUUUGAAGAGAAUCAUGAUUUUAGUAGUCCAGAAGAAAAUGGGAUAUCGAAUGGAUUUUCUAAGGAUCAACACCAUCCUGAGAGACAAACGUUGGGUUCCAUGGCAAAGAGGCUUCUUCCACUUUUGGAUGCAACUGACAAUGAAACAGAGGAAGGGUUGAUGCAUGAAGAACAAGCUGAAUCUGAAUCUACUGGAAUGCAGAAUUCAUUUACCAGUUUUGAAUUGCAUGAUAACAAAAUAGCCAUUGAAGAGGAGGUGGAUCAUGUUUAUGAGAGGCUACAGGCUCUUGAAGCAGACAGGGAGUUUCUAAAGCAUUGUAUGGGCUCCAUAAAGAAGGGAGACAAGGGAGUGGAUCUUCUCCAAGAGAUCCUGCAACAUCUCAAGGAUUUGAGGGUCGUUGAACUCCGCGUAAAGAACCUGAAUGAUCCUGAGGGUGAAGUUGCACUUGAUUGAUACAAUGAGAAGCUAAGAGUUUGAUGAUUGCAGAUUGCACCCCUGGUGAUCAGAAUGCCUACAGAAACAGAUAUGUCAGUGAUGAAGAAUCCACAUUUUGUUUAAAUACUGUUGAACAAAAAUUGUGGGAUGAGGGGAAGAUCUCUUAAUGGAGGAGAGAGAUUCCUAGUUUUGUUUGUUCCACUUGGGUUUGGUAUAAGAAUAAUGCUAUGCCCAAAAUUUUGCAGCAGCUCUUCAUCACUGCAGUUACCUGGCACAGGUGAAUGGUGAAGAGAAGCAUACUAUUUUGAAUCUGUUGGUUAGGAAAUUACUUCUGAUUUUCUCAUGCUUCUUCUUAGCUCUUUUUUAUUUUUGGGUGGGGGAAGAGGAUGUGUAACUCUUAAUCCGCCUGUCAUAUUAUCAUCAGCCUUUUUCAACUCAAAGCAGGACAAGUCUUUGUAAACCACAUAUAUGGUCCUA